GCGGCGCGGGGUGCGCCGUGCGUGCCGAGCAGGCCGCAGUGCGGGCCGGGGCCGCGGCGAUGCUGGAGGAGGCGGGUGAGGUGCUGGAGUCGGUGCUCAAGGCCUCGUGCCUCCCGCUCAGCGUCCUGCUCUUCGUGCCCGCCGUGCUCCUGCUGCUGGGGCCGCCGCCCGCCGCCGAGGCGGCGCACGAGUUCACGGUCUACCGCAUGCAGCAGUAUGAGCUGGGCGGGCAGCCCUACGGCACCAGGAGCGCCGUGCUCAACACGGAGGCGCGCACCGUUGAAGCGGACGUGCUGAGCCGCCGCUGCGUCAUGAUGAGGCUGGUGGACUUCUCCUACGAGCAGUACCAGAAGGCUCUGCGCCAGUCAGCUGGGGCUGUGGUCAUCAUCCUGCCACGAUCCAUCUCCUCUGUCCCCCAGGAUGUCGUGAGGCAAUUCAUGGAGAUAGAGCCAGAAAUGCUUGCUAUGGAAACCAUUGUGCCAGUCUACUUUGCAGUGGAAGAUGAGGAGCUGCUGUCUAUCUAUGAACAAACACGGGCUGCUUCUGCAUCACAGGGUUCUGCCUCAGCUGCAGAAGUUCUGCUGCACACAGCAACUGCCAAUGGCUUCCAGAUGGUGACCAGUGGGGCUCAAAGCAAAGCUAUCAAUGACUGGCUCAUCCCCAGUGUGGAGGGAAGGCUGACAGGGCUGGGUGGAGAAGACCUGCCCACUGUUGUCAUAGUUGCCCACUAUGAUUCCUUUGGAGUGGCUCCAUGGCUGUCCCACGGGGCUGACUCCAAUGGCAGUGGAAUCUCAGUGCUGCUGGAACUGGCCAGGCUGUUCUCUCGGCUCUACACCUACAGGAGGACCCAUGCUGGGUACAACUUGCUGUUCUUUGCAUCUGGAGGUGGCAAGUUUAAUUAUCAAGGAACUAAGAGGUGGCUGGAGGAUAAUUUGGACCACACUGAUUCCAGCCUGCUGCAGGACAAUGUAGCAUUUGUUCUCUGCCUUGACACCCUGGGCAGAGGCAAUAGCCUUCAUCUUCAUGUCUCAAAGCCUCCCAAGGAGGGCACCUUGCAGCAUGCAUUUCUGAGAGAACUGGAGAUGGUUGUUGCCAACCAGUUCCCAGAGGUGAAGUUCUCCAUGGUGCACAAGAAGAUCAACCUGGCAGAGGACAUGCUGGCGUGGGAGCACGAGCGCUUCGCCAUCCGGCGCCUGCCGGCGUUCACCAUCUCCCACCUGGAGAGCCACAGGGACAGCCUGCGCAACAGCAUCAUGGACAGGAGGGCACGAAUAGACACUAAAGCACUGACCAGGAAUACUCAGAUCAUUGCUGAGGCUUUGACAAGGGUCAUCUACAAUCUAACAGAAAAGGGAGCACCUGCAGAUAUGCAGAUCUUCACAGAUCAGAUGCAAAUCCAGCAGGAACAACUGGAGUCAGUGAUGGACUGGCUGAGCAGCCAGCCCAGGGCUGCCCAGCUGAUUGAUAAGGACAGCACCUUCCUCAACACCUUAGAAUAUUACAUGGGACGUUACCUGAAGGAUGUCAAGCAGCACCAUGUGAAGGCAGACAAACGGGACCCCGAGUUUGUUUUCUAUGACCAGCUGAAGCAGGUGAUGAAUGCAUACAGGGUCAAGCCAGCAAUCUUUGACCUGCUCCUGGCUGUCUGUAUUGCAGCCUACCUUGGUGUUGCCUAUGUUGCAGUGCAGCACUUUGGUCUCCUUUACAAGUUGAUACAGAGAUUAUCCCUUAAAACCAAGCAGCAGUGAAGCACCAAGUCCCCCCACCCAGCAGCACUGAGCCAUCGGUGAGCCCAUUGGGAACCUUCUGCCUUCCACUGAACCCUGCUGCUCCUUUUCCUUUGUCUCCUCUUUGCCACUGUAUAGAGGGGAGGAAGGCAUAAAGAAAAUGAAAUUUUAACUCCUGUGCACCUUUGAAGUGCUUUUCUUCACCUUCUUCCCCUGACUUGCACCAUGUCUGGUUUUUCCUUUGCAUUUUGGUGAGGGAGAGGCUGAGAGACUUCAGCAAUUCCUGCAGUUUGAUUUUUGAGCAGCUUCUCUUGAGUGUCACCCAAAGUCCAGCACCUUCAUGGACACUGUCACACAGACAACCUGGAAACUGAAACUACAGCAUCUCUGCCCAGCAAACAAGGACUUGGAGCAGUUUUUAAAAAGAAAAAACCAAAAAGUGCACAUGCAAAUUAAAGAGAAUGCAAUUAGCAUGUUUCCUUAUGGCACCUCUUCCUUGAGUUCACUGCCUGGCUUCAGGGAGUUGUGCUGAGCAAGCAGUGUCUGCAGCAAGCACCUUCUUGCAUUUUAGUCAAACUCUCCCCUUUUAGGAGGUGCACUGGGAGUGAUCUUGAGUGCUAUUACAGAAUGAGGAAAGAUUUGAGAUGGGUUUCUGGCAUCAGGGUUCUGCCAGGGACAGGUUCUAUCCUGUCUCUCUUGCAGGAUGCAUUUUGCUGUGUACUUGGUUUCUCUGGAGGUUUUUGGUCCUUGAACAGUUCACAGCUGCCACCACUCUGUGCUAAACUCUUGCUUGAUUUUUGAGGGGUGUUCCCCACUCCAGCUGCUGCAGGAUCAUGUUCUGUGCUGCUCCAUGUACUUACACAAGCUGGUUCUGUUGAUAACAAGAGAAGAGCAGCUCAGACCUCGAAAUUUUAUUGAAAUACUACAAGCCCUAAGCUAGUUGUAGGUGUAGAAGAUAAUCCUGAGCAUUGUCCUGCCACCCAGCAAGUUUUGAGUCCUUUCCUGUAACCUGUGUACAUGAGGUCUCUUCACAUGCCACAGUGACACUUUUUUUAGAAUUUAAGCUACUACUUAUAAUUAAAGCAGCAUAUCUUACAGAGGCUGAAAAGCUAUUUUUGAAUUCAGGUGGACCUUUUUUCUUUGGAAUGCAAGGAAAAUUCUAGCUGUGGAUUCCUGUUUGCUGGUUAGAAAAGGGAUUGUUGUGGCCAGUCACUGUCCUUUGGAUGGGCACCAAAGCCCUGAUUUCCAUCCUCCUAUGUGUAUUUUAUUCUAAUCUCCUUCUUGGAGUACCCUUAUCCCAGGAUUUGUCCUUUCUGCUACUUUAAAUAUGUAGCAAUUUGUUCUUUAAAGGGUCUUGUCUUUUCCAGGAAAGCCUGCUGGUGUCAGUGGCUCACCGUGGUGCCAGCAUGGUGCCAAGCACUCCAGAACCAUCAGCCACCCAGGGAAAUCUGCCUUUUCCUCAUCUUUUGAGUGCCCAUUUGAAAUGUGUCUCUCUGCAUGCCUGAAGUGCUCAUGGCACUCCUUUGCCAAAUGAAUUUAUAAUGACUUCAGAUGUUGCUGGAGUGGCUGGAAGGCAAACCUUGAUUGUUUUCCACUGCUUUUUAUGCUCUGCCCAUAGAGACUGCAUCUGCUGUGCCCUGGGGAGCUGCAGGCCCUGGGCUGGGUGGGUUUAGAACACACAUGGUGCAGUGGCUCUCUGAAAAACUCUGUAGGCUCUGAAUAUUUGGGAAUAGUUUGAGUCCUCCAGCUGCAGCAUCCAUUUCUGGUGUGUUACACUUAAGGAGGUGAUGUUCCCUCCAGUCUAGCAGAUUAUUUCACCAGUCUUAAUGAUUACUUUGCUGAGAAAAAUAGAAAAAUAAUAUUAGCAAUGCUCCUGCAGCUUGAGUUGAUGAGUGUAAAAUUUGGCAGUAGCAGGCAAGAGUGAACAGAACAGACCUGGAGCUUGUUCCUUGCUGUGGAAACUGUCAGCCUUCAGUCUUCCAGGUGAGAAACUCAAAGUUCAGAGUGAAAAACUUCCACCCAGUCUGUUUGCAGAGGCUGUAGCACAAAGAAAACACUUUUAGCUCUGUGUGGUGUCAGCAAUGAACUGUUAACACUCCUGAUGCAGUGCCAGAAGCCAGUGGAAACAACCUAAAAAAAAAAGAUGGAUAAGAUUAAUGAGGAGAGUUCAUAAACCUGAGGGGCAGUUGGGAUGGUACAUUGCUCUCUCCCACACAAUGUUAGUUUGUCCUGUAAUCCUUUUGUGUCUCUCUCCCUGGCUGCCAUAAAAAGUAGUUUUUACAACAGAUCAAAGAGUUUUUGCUUUUGAUCAAAGUACACGUGCACUGAAACAUAAAUGCUCAAAUCUGAGAUAGUCAAAUCCCAACUUCCUCAUAGCUGGAGCAGAGUGCCCAUCCUGGGAUUGAAUUUAAAUCCCAAUUUCCUCAUAGCUGGAUGGAGCAGAGUGCCCAUUCUGGGACUGAGUUUAGUUCCCACAUUGUUGUUUCCUUGGGUAAGUCAACAGAGAAGCUUGCAAAGAGCCCCUGGAGCUGAUCUGCACUGCAGCAUAACUGAUCAGUUCAGUCACCAACACAAAGGCAGAAAUCCAACAGGUGUUGUGAUAAAAUAAAAGUUCUCCACAACGUUGCA
This is a messenger RNA of Camarhynchus parvulus, 4355 nucleotides long. It is a transcript of the gene NCLN, whose product is annotated as nicalin. Gene Ontology annotation, cellular component: endoplasmic reticulum membrane. The record is from RefSeq and is a predicted model, not a curated record. The coding region runs from base 60 to 1748 and encodes 562 amino acids. NCBI's taxonomy places the organism in Eukaryota, Metazoa, Chordata, Aves, Passeriformes, Thraupidae. The transcript is spliced from 15 exons. Gene Ontology annotation, biological process: regulation of signal transduction.